AUGCGGGGCGGGGUGCGUCCGCCGGCAGGAUGCGGGCAGGAGGCAGCAGAGGAAGAAGGUCGCGGGAUGCGGGGCGGGAUGCGGGCGACAGAACUUCAUCUCACGCACAAACACACACGCCACAGCUCACGCCAACGCCCAUGCAACCGCCCCGCCCACGAAGACGCUGAGGUCGCCGCCGCGCUCACGUACGCUGGCCGAAGCCCACGCGCCGCCGUGGACGCCGACACCACCAUCCGCACACCCCUCCCAACUCCAUCCCCAGCCUUCCUCCGCGGCUACGCGGCCACACACGCCACAGCUCACGCCAACGCCCAUGCAACCGCCCCGCACACAAAGACGCUGAGGCCGCCGCCGCCGCGCUCACGCGACACCACCUCCGCGCACCCCUCUCUCCUCCAGCCCCAGCCUCCCUCUGCGGCUCUGGCAUCCGGAUUGCAAUACAAGGACUCAACUGGUCCCAGUGAUCCUAUGGAGUACACAAUGGGAACAAGACGACAGACUGCGCUUACUGAUAUAUCUAACCAAAUUAUCACAGGUCCGUCCAAUGAACAUGAGCGUCAUCGGGAGGAGAGGAAUAGAAAACAACGUGAAUACUGUGCAAAAAGAAAGGCUGAAGAAACCAACAAAGAAAGGGAGGCGAGAAAUAAAAGAAUGCGUGAUUACCGAGCGAGGAAGAAGGCUGACACGGUACUAUACUCGCCCAGACAGACACAGGCUUAUGCUACUAGAUCUUCGAUCGUAAUACAAACCAACACACAGGUGGCAGAGCCGGUAACGCCUGUUGUUGCAAGGGGCUCUUUGCACCAACUGCCAACAUCAGUGGAACCAUUUUCAACCAUUUCUCAACCUUCAACCUAUAAUCAAUACGAUAGGUAUUCGUUGUUAUAA
This is a messenger RNA of Zea mays, 891 nucleotides long. RefSeq lists its product as uncharacterized. NCBI's taxonomy places the organism in Eukaryota, Viridiplantae, Streptophyta, Magnoliopsida, Poales, Poaceae. The record is from RefSeq and is a predicted model, not a curated record. The coding region runs from base 1 to 891 and encodes 296 amino acids. The transcript has 6 exons.